GCGAGUUCCGCGGGGAGCGGUUCCGAGGGUGCACCGCGGCGGAUGGCAAGAUGGCGGCGCCCAGCGCCCGCUGCCUGUGGCGAGCACUGGCCCCGCGUUGCGGGUGGGUUCUCCCCGGGCUGGAGCAGCGCCUCGCCGUCCCCGCCACGGUGACCCCCGGGACCGCCCGGUUCUACGCGGCAGCAGCCAAAACUGCCAAAAAAGAUGCCAAGAGGGGCAGGCAGGAGAAGGUGAAGGACAAACCCCCUCCUCGGAGGCGGCCACUGAUGACCAAACCCGUGGACGAUGUGUACCUGACGUGGCUGUACCGCAGACCCUCCUACGAGCUGCAGCAGGCUGUGGGCAUGCUGAAAAAAUUCCAGCAGCUGGACUUCACCCACCCCAAGCAGUUUGUGUAUAUCAAUGUGUUCCUGGAUAUGGUGCUGCAGAAAAAGAAAAAAGUGGAUCCUUUUUCCGGCAGUGUCACUCUUCCCCAUCGCUUUACGGAUGAAGUGAACAAGGUUUUGGUGUUCACAGAGAAUGAGCAAGAAGCUGAAGUAGCYCGAGAGCACGGAGCUGCCAUUGUGGGAGGAGUUGAAUUAAUCAAAUGGAUCUUGGAGGAUGAGAUCCAAGCUGAUUUCUAYGUCGCUGUCCCUGCCAUAAUACCCAAAUUAAUCCCUCUGAGGGGCAAACUGAAAAGGAAGUACCCAAGCACAMGGAGAAAUUCUCUGGGCAGUGAUAUUCCCAAAAUGCUGCAGUUCUUCAGAGAAUGUCACGAGUACACAGUUGAAGAUGAGAAUAUAAUCAAGACAAGAAUAGCCAGACUGGAUAUGCCCACUGAGCACAUAAUGGCCAAUUUAAAAACAGUUAUCCACGAUAUCUGCACCUUCAAGCCAUCCAAUUAUGAUCCCAUUGUGCGKAAAUUGGUUAUCAGAUCUUCCACCAGUGAAGGUUUGCUGCUGAACCUUGAUGGAAUCCUACCUCAGGUGGAGAAAAUAGAAGAAAAAGAAGAAGAAAAUGCAGUUGAGGAGGAUCAAGAAAAACCUAUUCAAGAAUCCGUUAGUACCUGAUGUGUUUUCUUUGUAGAUUGAUGGUGGAACUCGGGAAGCAAAUGGUGUCWUUCAAAUCAUGCUCUGUGAGAACAAAAAAUAAAUGGAACUUGUGGAUUUCACAUAGAAAUUCGGUGUAACGUCAUCA
Messenger RNA from Malurus melanocephalus (red-backed fairy wren), 1176 nucleotides. It is a transcript of the gene MRPL1, whose product is annotated as mitochondrial ribosomal protein L1. The transcript has 9 exons. The coding region runs from base 51 to 1049 and encodes 332 amino acids. NCBI's taxonomy places the organism in Eukaryota, Metazoa, Chordata, Aves, Passeriformes, Maluridae. The record is from RefSeq and is a predicted model, not a curated record.